Odobenus rosmarus divergens (Pacific walrus) is the source of this 638-nucleotide messenger RNA. Its product is annotated as ubiquitin-like protein 4A-like. The coding region runs from base 4 to 558 and encodes 184 amino acids. Gene Ontology annotation, biological process: post-translational protein targeting to endoplasmic reticulum membrane. The record is from RefSeq and is a predicted model, not a curated record. NCBI's taxonomy places the organism in Eukaryota, Metazoa, Chordata, Mammalia, Carnivora, Odobenidae. Gene Ontology annotation, molecular function: protein binding. The transcript has a single exon.
CACAUGCCCGGGGCGGUGGCGCGUAGCGGGGGGCCGUUGGGGUGUGCGCCCGCCGCAGUGGACGCUGCCGCGGCCACCAUGCAGCUGACAGUGAAAGCGCUUCAGGGCCGCGAGUGCAGCCUGCAGGUGUCGGAGGACGAGCCGGUGUCCACGCUGAAACAUCUGGUUUCUGAGAAGCUCAACGUCCCCGUGCGCCAGCAGCAGCUGUUGUUCAAGGGCAAGGCCCUGGCAGAUGGGAAAAGAUUCUCCGAUUACAGCGUUGGGCCCAAUUCCAAGCUCAACCUAGUGGUCAAACCUCUGGAGAAGGUGUUACUGGAAGAAAGCAGCGCCCGGAGACUGGCCGAGGUCCCACCACCGUCCACACCAGCCUGGCAGCUGAUCUCCAAAGUCCUGGCCCACCACUUCAGUGCUGCAGAUGCCAGCAGAGUCCCGGAUCAACUACAGAGGGAUUAUGAGAGGUCCCUGAACCGCCUGAUGCUGGAUGACAUCAAACGCUUGGCUAACCACUUUCUGCACCCUGAAGUGACUGAAGCUAUGGAGAAGGGGUUCACCAAAUAGGAUUCUCAGAGUGUGGGGAGGAGCCUGGCCAGGCCACAAGCUGCAUGUAGCAUUAAAUGUGUUCUCCUGUUGCAAAAAAA